Messenger RNA from Racocetra persica, 125 nucleotides. Lineage: Eukaryota; Fungi; Glomeromycota; Glomeromycetes; Diversisporales; Gigasporaceae. The record is from the annotation of a GenBank genome assembly.
UAUAGCAGCCAACAAUGAGCAUGCUAAGGCUAGUUAUUAUUUGGAAAAAAUUUAUUUGAAUAGUGAGUGUGGUGUUAAGAAAGAUAAGCAAUCUGGGUUGAAAUAUUUGAGAUCUGCGGCAUUAA